AUGGAGGAAAUACCCGACAGUCACGCGUACGUGGAAGCGCCAAUGGAGGGCGUGGAGAUGGAAGAAACUGUGCAGGGUGUCGAUGCACCUUCUAACGAGGAUGGACACGCUUUCUCAGCACCGGAAGCGGCGGCGGAGCCAGGAUCGAGCGCCGCUGAAUCCUUCGCGGCGACGGAUGCGGGUUUCCCGGCGUCCGAUGCGGCGCCAGAUGCGGCGGCCGAUGCGGGUUACCCAGCGCACGAGAGCGCGGCAGCGGCGGCGGCGGAGCUGGAAGGCGACGGAAGGGACGCGGAAGGAACGACGGCAGCGCCGACGACGGUGAUCACGGAAGAUGCGGAGAACCUUCUGGACGACAUGCUGGGAGAGUCAGAUCCUACAACUGAGCCUGCUGCCGAACCAGUUCCUGCUGAGCCUGCUCCCGUGGCUGAUGCACAAGCUGCGAUCACUGCGGUUGGUGGGGAGGUUCUUGCCGAUGCUGCCCCUGAGGUUUCUCCCCCUGCUGCGGAAACACCUGCAGAGGAAUCUGCUCCUGCAGAGGAAACGGCACCAGCGGAGGGGACAUCAGCAGGCGCGCUAGAGGGAACCGGAACUGGUGCAGAGGUGUAUGCUUUUACAGAGGAACCUGUUGCUGCAGAGGAAUCUGCUCCUGCAGAGGAGAGCCAACCGCAGGGUGGUAACCAGGAGUCUGUUCCGCCAGUGGGGGACGCACAGGGGGAGGCGGAAGCGGCUCCGCCAGUAGAGGGGAUGGGUAUGGAUGUGAAGCAUGGUGAUGGGAGUGGUGCGUACGGGCAGCAGGAGCAGGGGCAGCCUAUAACGAGUAUGGGCCUGGAUGUAAAGGUGGGAGAGGGAGGCCUGGAAGGGGGGCAGGUGGUGGGGGGAGAGGGGGAGGUGAUGGGGGAGGGAGGGCAAGUGGUGGGGGGAGAGGGGGAGGUUAUGGGGGAGGGAGGACAAGGGGAGGGAGAGCAUAUGGGAGAGCAUAUAGAUGAGCAGGAGGGGGAUGAAGUGCUACGGCUUCGGAUGGGUAUGGAUGUGAAACAUGAUGGGGAAACAGCGGAAGAGGCGCAGGUGGUGGGGGGAGAGGGGCAGGUGGCAGGGGGCGAGAUGACGCAUGAAGGGGAGAUGGUGCAGGGGGGAACGGGCGAGCAGGGGGGAGUGGGGGGAGAUGCCCAAUACGAGCAGCAGGUUGGCGCAGUGGGCAGCGCGGGCGGGGAGCACGGGGAGCAUGGGGAGCAUGGGGGGCAGCCGCAUGAAGGGGAGGCGCAGGCGGGGGGAGAGCAUGGGGGCCAUGGGGGGGAGGUGCAUGCAGGGGGGGAGCAUAUGGUGCAAGAGUAUGCAGCGCAGGAGCAUGGGGGUGGGGAGUACGGGGCACAGGGGUAUGUGGGGGAGGCUUAUGCGGGGCAGCAGCAAGAGGGGGAGGCUUAUGCGGGGCAGCAGCAGCAGGAGGGGCAGGAGUAUGCGGGGCAGCCGUUAGGAGGAGAUGUGGAAAUUCAGGAGCAGCAACAAGGAGCAGUGGUGGGGGAAGGAGGAGAGGUGGUAUACGCACCUACUGCUGCUGCUGAUGCCGCUGAUGCUGGUGAUGCGGCUGUUGAAGCUGGAUAUAUGGCGGCUAAACCUGAUGCUGAUGCCUACGCUGCUGCUGUUGCUGCCGCUGACACCGCAGCAGCAGAAGCAGCAGCGGCAGCAGCAGGUGGUGCGGCAGGGGCUGGUGGGGCGGGAAUGGAAGGGGUGCGGAUGCAGGGGGAAGCGGAAGCAGCACACAUGGCCGGGGGCGCGGAGGGAUACACUGAAGCGGGGACCCAUGAAGGGUACACAGGAGCAGGGGCGCAAGAAGGGUAUAUUACUCAGGGUAAUGAAGGGAUGGGGAUGGGUAAUGAAGGGUACGCUCAGGGGGAACAGGGGGAGCCGCAGGGUGGGUACACGGGAGAGCAGGGCCAGGCACAUGAGGGGUACGGGCAAGAGGGGGCGCAUGCAUAUGUGGUUGGUGGGGAGGCUGGAGGGUAUGCGGAAGGGCAGACGGGGGGACACGUGGAGGGGCAGACGGGGGGACACGUGGAGGGGCAGACGGGGGGACACGUGGAGGGGCAGACGGGGGGACACGUGGAGGGGCAGACGGGGGGACACGUGGAGGGACAGAUGGAAGGACACGUGGCACAGCCUUACGUGGAAGGAGAAGCCACAGCAGGAGGAAUGGCAGCAGGUGAAGCAGCAGCAGGAGAAGCUGCAGCAGGGGAGGCCGAAGCAGCGGCAGCAGGAGGAGGAGGAGAAGGCGCAGGGGCAGCAGAAGGGGCGGGAGCGGGCGGCAAGGAGAUGGUCCUGGCUGGCACUGAAGCAACAGAUCGGAUUCUGUCAAGUGUGGAGGCGGCAGAUCUGAUUCUGAUGCAGCAGCAGCUGCCGCAGCCGCCGCCCGGGCCGGCAGUGGGCAACCUGAUGAUGCUGCCCAUGCUGCUGGAUCAGAUCGAAGCACACAUCCUGUUCUAUGGACGCAUCUUUCGCAAGGAGCCUUUGGAGGAGGAGCUGCGGAAUCUCGUCUUUGCCUCCAUGCCCUCAGACCUAGGCACACCAGAGCAUGAGCGCUGGCUUGAAGUGGUGGAGGCUUGGGAGGAGCGCAAGCGCAUGAUUGGCUACCAAGCCUCGGGCGGCCGAGGCAGGGGGAGAGGUCGGGGCCGAGGUAGGGGGAGGGGCAGGGGGCGGGGGAGGGGGAGGGGGAGAAGGGGCGCGUAUGCUGCCCAUGGGGGGGGAUAUGGGGGCAGGGGGGAAUACCCGGGGGAAGAAGGGGAGGAGGGGUAUUACGCAGGGAACGGGAUGGGGGCAGGGGGGAUGAGGAGAGGGGGAGUGUGGGAUUCGGAGGGAAUGGAAGGGGAAGAGGGUAAUCCAGGGGAAAUCGACGGGGAAAUUCCCCACAGAAAAUACCGAGUCGGGCCUAGAAUCCCUGCAGAAGCGCAGAAAUUGGGGGCGGUUUUGGGGAGGGCGGCGUGGGGGAAAGUGGAGGAAGAAGAGGCGAGGGAGUAUCUGUUGGGCGAGAAGGUGACUGCAGAGGAAGCAGCCGAGAAGGUUCCUGCAGAGGAAGCAGCAGAGAAGGUGCCUGCAGAGGAAGCAGCAGAGAAAGUGCCUGCAGAGGAAGCAGCAGAGAAAGUGCCUGCAGAGGAAGCAGAAGAGCUCUAUGAGGUGGACAACUGCCACGUGGAGGCUGACAGCUCAGCAGGGAAGCUGGCUGCGCAGGCAUUGGCUGCUGCUGCUGUUGCUCGCGCGUCGGCUGCCGCUGCCAAGUCAGCGUGGGACUUAGUUAAGUAUUAUAGGAGUAAGGUGGGGUUGAUAAUGAUGGAGGAGGAGGGGAGGGAGUGGAGGGAGGGGGGCGGGGGAGGAAGGGGGAGAGGAGGGAGGAAGGGGGAGAAAGGAGGGGUGAAGUAUGUACUUGCGCUGCAGGUUAAGCCGAGGAGGGUUAGGAGGACGGCUAGGGAGCUUGGGAAGAUGGGAGAUGGGGUGUGGGAGGAGGAGGAGGAUGAGGAGGAAGUAGAGGGGUUGGAGGGGGUGCAGGGGGCUUCUCCUAUGGACGAAUCAGGAGCUGCCACGUGGACGGAGGAGGAAGGGUUUGGGGGAGGGGGAGGAGGUUCGGGGGGGAGGGGAGGAAUAGGGGGAGGGAUAGGGGGAGGAGUAGGGGGAGGGAUGGGGGGAGUGGUAGGCGGAGGGGUGAGCCCUGUGGCGUUUCAGGGGUAUGAGGGGACGCCUGGGGGAAGGGGAAGCGGAAGGGGGAGGGGGAGGGGGAGGGGGAGAGGCAGGGGGAGGGGCAGGGGCAGGGGGAGGGGGAGGGGGCGUGGGCGCAAGUCAGUCUGGGACGAAGGGGAGGAUGAGGGGGAGGAAGGGGGGGAGUGGCGGGUGGGGAAGAGGUCGCGGGGGGAGAUGGAGGGCGGGGGGGAGUAUGGGGAAGAGGAAGGGGAGGAGGAGGCGGAGGAGGAGGAGGGGGGACAGACUCUGCGACACAAGUUCACUGUGGGGUCCUUUGUAGAGGUAUGUACGGGGCAUGGCAUGGCACAUAUGGUGGCGCCCAACGAGGAGGGCCCGAGGGGUGGCAUCCAACGAGGAGGGCGUGAGGGGCAGCUGGUUCACCACGGGCACGGUGCUGCAGAUUGUGGGCAACUCACCGUGGCGUCCAACGAGGAGGGGCUGAGGGGAAGCUGGUUCACAGGCACGGUGCUGCAGAUUGUGGGGAACCGGGCGUUGGUGCGAUACGACGAGCUGCUGGAUGACGAUGCUUGGUUCACGGGCACGGUGCUGCAGAUUGUGGGCAGCCGGGCGUUGGUGCGAUACGGCGAGCUGCUGGACGAUGAUGGUGAGUGCGUGACACAUGACGUGCUGAUCACGCUCUUGCACUUCCCCCCAGAGGGGAAGGGCCAGCAGCCUGAGAGGCGGCAGAAUCCCGUUUCUUCCUCUUCUCCCACCCACCCUCCCCACCUCUCUCCAUGCACGCACCAACUAGAGGAGUGGGUGGGGCUCGUCCCGCCCUCCCCUUCUGCAAGCAACGCCUCUCGCUUCGUCUCGUGCGUACCUUCAGCCCAACAGGGGAAGGGCCAGCAGCCUGAGAGGCGGCUGAAUCCCGUUUCUUCCUCUUCUCCCACCCACCCUCCCCACCUCUCUCCAGGCACGCAUCAGCUAGCUGGAGGAGUGGGUGGGGCUCGUCCCGCCCUCCUCUGCAGGCGACGCAGAGGAAGGGCGCGCAGCCUGAGAGGCGGCUGUACGCACCAGUUGGAGGAGUGGGUGGGGCUGGUCCUGCCCUCGCCUGCUGCAAGUGACGCUUCCCGCUUCGUCUCUGCGUACCUUCGGCCCCCCAGAGGAAGGGCGCGCAGCCGGAGAGGCACCCACCAGUUGGAGGAGUGGGUGGGGCUGGUCCCGCCCUCCCCCUCUGCAAGCGACUCCUCUCGCUUCGUCUCUGGCGUGCCGACAGCUCCCCAGAGGAAGGGCGCGCAGCCGGAGAGGCGGCUGAGGCCCGGGAGGGAGAGGGGGAGGCGGCGGAGGGUGGCGAUGGGGCGCGUGUGGGCCGUGGGGGACAGAGUCGACGCAUGGGUGGACGACGGAGCUGUCAUGAGGGGGAGGGUGUGGGCUGUGGGGGUGAGGGUCAACGCAUGUGGUCUUUCUCGCUCCCUUCCCCUCACCCCCUCUCUAUCUUUCCUCUCCCACUCUCUAUCUUCCCCUCUCAACCCCUCUCGCUCUCUUCCCCUCCACCUCUCAUUUCACUUCCCCCUCUCCCCUUAUCCCCCUCGCGGCAACACAGGUGGUGGGAGGGGGUCGUCACGGCAGUGGACGCACAGGGACCCAAAAUCACAGGCUUCACUGUGGAGUUUCCAGUCGCCAUGCCCCCCUUCACUCCCGCCUUCCCCUCUCUUCUGUGGUGCCAGGGUACGGGGAGAUGGGGCAGAAGCAGGGUACAGGGAGAUGGGGCAGAAGCAGGUGCGGCCGUGGGAAUUACGCCCGUCAAUGGUGUAUGACACACAGGGCCACCUCUGGCACCACGUCAAGAUCAGGGGCGCGUCGCUUGCUGCUUACUGCCACUCCUCUCUUCCCUCUCUCCCCUUCCUGCUCCCAACCCUUCCCCUUGCCGCUGCUUCUCCCCCUGCUCUCCCCCUGCUCCUCUUCCCCGCCCCCCCUUCUCCCCUUGGCUAG
Molecule: messenger RNA, 5655 nt
Organism: Closterium sp. NIES-65
Lineage: Eukaryota; Viridiplantae; Streptophyta; Zygnematophyceae; Desmidiales; Closteriaceae
Source: the annotation of a GenBank genome assembly